Bombyx mandarina (wild silkworm) is the source of this 1944-nucleotide messenger RNA. It is a transcript of the gene Pex11ab, whose product is annotated as peroxisomal biogenesis factor 11ab. Lineage: Eukaryota; Metazoa; Arthropoda; Insecta; Lepidoptera; Bombycidae. The record is from RefSeq and is a predicted model, not a curated record. Gene Ontology annotation, biological process: peroxisome fission. Gene Ontology annotation, cellular component: peroxisomal membrane.
GAACGCUCUUGGCGUAGCGUUUAUAUUUUAUUUGCGUUUCACUUGAUUCGAUCCUACUCCACAAAGUCCAUGACGAAAUCGCAAUGGAUAUAAUUAUAAAAGUAAAUAAUCAAUCCAUUGGAAGAGACAAAUUGGCAAGAUUUAUUCAAUAUAUUAGCAAGCUUGUAUGGCAUCAACUGGAGACCAGGAAUGCUAAUAAAUACUCCAUAGAUAGAAUAAAAAAUUUGGAAAAUGCAUUUAGUUCAUUUAGAAAAAUUCUGAGGUUGGGCAGAUGCAUAGACGUUUGCUACAUUGCUUUAGACAGCAUGAGCAUAGAAGAUCCAUUUUUAAGAUUAACAAUAACAGUUAGCAAGUUAUCACAUAGUUUAUUUUUGUAUGCAGACCACAUAGUGUGGUUGGCCAAAAGUGGAUUUCUAAAAACAGACUCAGACACUUGGAAUCAAACUGCAAAUAAAUUCUGGUUACUGUCUAUUAUUGCAAAUUUAGCACGAGACCUUUAUGAAAUACUCCAUUUGUUACAACUACACAAUUCAAAAUUUCUAAGGCCUUCUGAUUUAUUAAAUCUAUCAGUACAUAAAUUUGAUCUAAUGUCUACUUUGAAACACAUUCAUGUGUUAUUACUUUGUCAUAGAGAUAUAUUUGUUGAUACAUUGAAGAAUGCAUGUGACUUGUUCAUACCAUUAACAGCUCUUGGGUUUAUAAAAUUGAGUCCAAGUGCGAUUGGCACUUUAGGUGCUAUCUCUUCCGUUGCUGCUUUGAUAACUCUAGUUCAACCUAUAUCUAAAUUGGUACCAUCAUAAUGGCAUAAAAUAAGUGACAAAUUACAGAUGUAACUGUAUUGUUUGUUAAAUUUUUGAAUGAAGAAAAUUAAGAGUCUUGUCACAAUGUUUCAGUGAACAUGAGAAAUACUAUAAAAUACAAUAUCAUAUAUGAUUCAUAAUCAUUCACGAAUAAAUUAGUUACUUAAUAAUAAUAAUUUGAAUGCACUGAGUGUUUACCAUGAGUAGAUACUCUGACAUCCAUUUGGCGAAUUCUUUGAUCAGUGAUACACAACUUUUUUAUUGCAGUACACUUAACUAUUUCCAAAUUUGGCAUAAUUCAAAUAUAAUAAAGGUUUAAAAGUUGUAUUCUGACUACUGUCUCAAAUAGUGAUAAUAAUUUUGAAUGAAAAAUAAAAAGUACAAAAUGAUAUAUGUAUGGGGAUUUAUUCAAAGUUAUUAAUAUAAAUUAUUUUUGUUGAGGAAUACAUGAUACAUACAGUGGAUGAGAAUCAGUUUUUAAUUGUUGAAGUAUAUAAAGUGUUUUCAUUCUCAAUUUUGCAAGCAAAAUUAAAUGUGUAAAAAAUCUUUUUGCUGUCUUACAGUAUAUUUCCAUGUAAUAAUUUUAAUCAUGUAUAAGGCUGUAGUGAGUGACUUUGUGAAUACUGGUAUUGGUGUAGGAAAAUUAUAUUUUAUUUUGUACUUAAGGUACUAAAGGGAUUUAAAAAUAUAUAAAUUAUUUACAUUAAAGUUUUUGAUUUUGUAAUUUUCAUUAAUGUUGUAUUCUACCUCAACGAGUACUGUUGAGUUAGGUAAUGACUUCACUAGAUUGACUUUGGUUCUGCAGCAUACUUGAUGCUAAGUUGUGCCUAGAGCCUGUAUACCUACACUACAAAAUGAAAGGCGCAAAUCACCUAGAGAUAUGAAUUUGGAGGCUCAAUUGUAUUUUAUAGUAGCAUACUUCACGCUCAUGCAAAACGGGUUCACGGCAAAAGCAUGCAGAAUGGUUGUACCUAUCAGUGCCAGCUUACAAUACGCUCCACCACAUGCAAAUAAUACAAUAGAAUCGUUGAUCAUCAAUGAAUAGCGUGUUUGCCCAAAUUUUACUUGAAAGCUUAUUCAUAAGUUAAGUACUGAAAGUGCUGAAACCUGCUCGAGUGGGCUUACUAUACGACCAAUCUACUAG